CAGAAAGGAACUGAGGGACUGGGAGACGGAUGAGCUGCAAAGCCAGGCAGUCGGUCAUGCUGGGAGCAAAGCGAGACUGCCUGCCAGCUUCUCCACUCAGCCCUGGGCCACCCUUGGCCCUAAUGCUUCUGGCCCUGGGAGUUGGGUGGGCUCAGGAGGGGACAGAGCCCCUGCUGCUGGAGGGUGAGUGCCUGGUGGUCUGUGAGCCCGGCAGAGCCACUGCAGGGGGGCCUGGCGGAGCAGCCCUAGGAGAGGCCCCCCCAGGAAGAGUGGCAUUUGCUGCAGUCCGAAGCCAUCACCAUGAGCCAUCCGGAGAGGCAGGCAACGGCACCAGUGGAGCCAUCUACUUUGAUCAGGUCUUGGUGAAUGAGGGUGGUGGCUUUGACCGGGCCUCGGGCUCCUUCAUAGCCCCCGUCCGGGGCGUCUACAGCUUCCGCUUCCAUGUGGUGAAGGUGUACAACCGCCAGACUGUCCAGGUGAGCCUAAUGCUGAACACCUGGCCUGUCAUCUCAGCCUUCGCCAAUGACCCUGAUGUGACACGGGAGGCAGCCACCAGCUCUGUGCUGCUGCCCCUGGACCCCGGUGACCGCGUGUCCCUGCGCCUGCGUCGGGGGAACCUGCUGGGAGGUUGGAAGUACUCAAGCUUUUCUGGCUUCCUCAUCUUCCCACUCUGAGAGUCCAGACCGGAAUGCAGCCGGAAUGCGGCCCCUGGCCAUUGCCCACGGCCCUCUCCAGUCCCAGGACCAGUAUCUUCGGGGCAUGGGAGGGGCUCCUCUGGGCUGUCUGUAUUUCACCUUCUUGCAUGGGACCCUAUACCCAACACAAAAUUAAAAGCACGAGAGACUAUAGCUAUAGCAUCUCCAGACCAUCCCCCCUCUUACUCUGCCUUCUCUGUCCUCCCAGCCUCCCCACCGCACCUCUUUGUGCCUGCAGCCCCAGAAUCAGGACAGGGAUGAGUUGGGGUGGGGGGGGCGAGUUGUUGAGGACUGCUUUGCUGUCUCUGCCCCUCCUUCAUCCCUGACUCAGCUUCUUGCUCAGCGCUGUUUGGAGACAGGUGGCACAGGUGAGACUGACAGGCCCCCACAGGGGACCAGAUGGACUAGCCUCAGCAUACCCAGUAGGAUCCUUCCUGUCAGUAGUGCCAGCAUCCCACAUCUCUGCCGGCAGGGUCAGGAGCUGAGCCAGCACUAUGUGGACAGAGUGGGCGGUUCAGCCACGAGCAGCGUUAUGGGGAGGGCCGCAGAGCAGCGUAGAGGCUAUGGCUGGAUGGCAAGGGAGGGGGACGCCCCCACCUGAAGACAGUACGUGUUCUCUUGUUCAUAGGGCAGCAGGCAGGGAGGGAGCCCAAUCACCCACCAGUGCCAGGCCCUGGGUGGACUCUGGGCCUCACCUCCCCACCCAAGAUAUGAGACGUGCGUAUUUGUUCUGACGUGUUCUUAAGUUGACCUGAGUGUAGGUGUUAAGAGUUGCCUUGGACAGCUGGAAGCGGGGCGGGGGUCAUGCAUCCAUGACUCGGCAUUCUUUCUCGUGGCCACCUCUGCAGCCUGAACCUUGUCACUCUGACUGCCACCGCCCUUACGGCCUCCACUGGACCUGCUCCAGUCUACCCCCAGGCUCUUCCUUCUCCUGAUGUGUGUUGUCUUAUCCUCCUCCUUAAACAUCUUACCCUCUUGGAUUCCGUGAUCCAUCCCACCAACUACUCUCCUGCUAAUAGCUUUAACCACUCCCUCUUACCCCACAGUCCUGUUGGCCUGCACGGAUGAAUGUAUCAGUAAAGUAACCAGAGAAUGGGCAUCAGUGGGACACCAUAGGCUCUCUAAAGAGAGGGGCAUGUGGUUACAGGAGUUAUCGGGGCUAAAGGAUAUAAGCAAGUGUGCUGUCAAGAAAAGAAAUGUAAAACUGUGUAUUAGAGUUGGACAAAGAAGAAUGUAGUAAUGUUUGAGUUAAAUAGGAAAUAUUAGUGCAAAUUUGUGGUUUUAAAAAAGAAGUAGUUCUUUAAAGUGUUAUCAUUAACCUAUCUUAAAAACAUUGGGAGCAAUGUGGUACACAUUUAUAACACCUGCACUCGGGUCUAAAAUGUCAUUCCCUGAGGGUUCCUUGGAGAAUAGCCCCAUGCCUUGAGGGACUCUAGGUCCAGAGCAUGUUCUUUUCAUUGUUUUUAAUCAUUUUAUUGGGCGUUCUUACAGAGGCUGUAACAAUUUGUAAUUCAAUUAGAUCAUGCCUGAUUAUACCAUUGCUGUCA
This is a messenger RNA of Echinops telfairi (small Madagascar hedgehog), 2242 nucleotides long. RefSeq names its product cerebellin 3 precursor (gene CBLN3). NCBI's taxonomy places the organism in Eukaryota, Metazoa, Chordata, Mammalia, Afrosoricida, Tenrecidae. The transcript is spliced from 3 exons. Gene Ontology annotation, molecular function: protein binding. The coding region runs from base 30 to 674 and encodes 214 amino acids. The record is from RefSeq and is a predicted model, not a curated record.